AUGACGUUUACCAUGACCCCCCAGCACUUGAGCCUAGACCAGAAGCCACAUUCCUACAGAUUCCCACCUUCAUCCCCAGACCGCCUGAGCGACGACAUGGACACUGCCCCAGACGAGGCCGUCCUGCCCAGCCUACCCGGCAGGCGCCUCACCCGCGCGUCAAGGUCCCAGGCCAACAGCAAGUCUCUACGGAUCGACACGGAGCAGCUUAGGAAUCUCUCCAUACUCGACAAGAGCUCGGCCAAGCAGGCCACCCGGUCCUUCGCCGCCGAGAUGCGCCAGCAGCAGUUCCAAAAGUUAUGCGAGUUUCUGUGGAAAACCGGUCGUGCCAACCUCGGCAAGAGGGACUCGCCGCACGUCAACAUUGUCCCGGUGCGACUCCUGACGACACAAGACCCGAGCUACGACAGUGUCACCAUUUACUCCGUGGUUCAUUCCCAGGGGCACAGUCCCGUCGGCCUGCGCCGCAAGUUUGACCGCAGCUUGCUCAACGCCACCGUCCCCGAGCCUUUGCAGUCGCCCUCGACGCCCAACUUUGACCGCAACGAGCUUCUCUCGGCCAUUGUCGACACCAGCAAGACGUUGGCGUCAAGAAGAUCCCGGAAGAGCCCCCGGUCCUCCUUGUCCAGCAGGGGUACUCGCACGAGGCGAGACGUGGUACCCGAAGGUAUCCCGAUGCGUACGUUGAUAGGAAGCCGUUUCCCGCCACAAAGCAGCAAAGCACUAACACGAGUCGUACACACAGACUUCCCAUACGCCAGAUCGUAUCUUCCCAUCUUGGCUUCCAUCAUCAUGUCCAACCAAGUCCAUUUUGGCGACACGGUUGAGCUGCCGCUGCCGUACCCAGACGCCUGGCCGGAGACGGUCGCAUGGGUGUACACGGGCGAGGAGGAGCUCGUGACCGACAAGGUCCGGGAGAAUGUCCAGUAUCUCGGCGGUAGAGUAUGCUAA
Messenger RNA from Cordyceps militaris CM01, 951 nucleotides. RefSeq lists its product as uncharacterized. NCBI's taxonomy places the organism in Eukaryota, Fungi, Ascomycota, Sordariomycetes, Hypocreales, Cordycipitaceae. Bases 1 to 951 code for a protein of 316 amino acids. The record is from RefSeq and is a predicted model, not a curated record. The transcript has a single exon.